This is a messenger RNA of Brassicogethes aeneus, 805 nucleotides long. The record is from the annotation of a GenBank genome assembly. Lineage: Eukaryota; Metazoa; Arthropoda; Insecta; Coleoptera; Nitidulidae.
CUGGAACUAAAUAAAUAUAAAUACAUUUAAAUAUUAACAUAACAUCUUUUUUAAUUACAAAUUAUCUUAAUAGGAUAAAUUACAUAGGGAAUAUAUUUUUAAAUGAGCUGGAAAUUAGUGUAUGUAUAAAUACCAAACCAAUUAAAGGAAAACUUUAGUUCAAACUUAUCAAAGCUAACCACAGCAAAUAAUAAUAAAGAUGUAUAAAUUCGUAUUUUUAACAUUUGUUGUUCUUGUUUCUUCAAGUGAUGACAAAGAUUUGCCACCAAAUUUUCCGAAAUGUUACAGAGACUGGCCGAUAGAAAAAUUCGACGAUUGCAUGGUAAAAGCCACGGAAAUUUUGCAACCCAUAUUGAGAGUGGGGGUGAAAAAGUUGGGAUUUCCGCCCUUAAACCCUCUACUGCUACCUGAGGUUACUUUGGAACAAGAAGGCAACACGGCUGCAUACAAGGCCUAUGUCACAAAUUUUGCGUUGUAUGGUCUGGACAAUUACAACUUUAAAAAAAUACAUUUUGAUUGGAAAAAACACUACGCAGUGGUGGAGGUGGAUUUUGAUCAGGUUUACAUAACAGGGAUCUAUGUUUUUAACGGAAAACUAUUGCAGAUACCCUUAGAGGGACAAGGAGACUUCAAGGCUAACAUAACAAAGGCAACUCAAAAAACAAUCAAAGAUAACAUUGCAGACCUAGUCGAAACACUUAAACCAGCAGUAGUAGAAGUUAUCAUAAGUUUAUUCAAAAACGUAUACUUCAAAGAAAUGGACUCUAUUCCCUAUGACACUCUAUUUCCAAAAACCAAAAAAUAA